AUGACAAUACGUUUUCUAUCUAUCUAUCUAUCUAUCACAAUACAUUUUCUAUGUAUGUAUGUAUCUAUCUACCACAAUACGUUUUCUAUCUAUCUAUCUAUCUAUCUAUCUAUCUUCUCAUUAUCUAAGUCUCUUUAUUCUCAAUCUAUCUAUCUAUCUAUCUAUCUAUCUAUCUAUCUAUCUACGUUUUCUUUCUUUCUUUAUCUAUCUAUCUAUCUAUCUAUCUAUCUAUGCUCCAUUCUACUAUGGAAAACCUUCAUUUUUUUCUUAUCUGUUUGUUUCUUUCUUUCUUUCUAUACUUGUUUCUCCUUGUAUGUGACUUUCUAUCUGUCUCAACCUGUUCUCUCUCUAUAUAUCUAUCUAUCUAUCUAUCUAUCUAUCUAUCUAUCUAACGAAACGUGUUUCUUUCUAUCUCUCCCUCACUCUCUCUCAGCCUGUUUCUUCCUUUCUAUCUAUCUAUCUAAUUCUGUUCAUUCUGUUCAUCUAUUUAUCUAUCUAUCUAUCUAUCUAUCUAUCUAUCUAUCUAUCACAACCUACUUCCUUCUAUCUCAACCCAUACCUAUCUAUCUAUCUAUCUAUCUAUCUAUCUAUCUAUCUAUCUAUCUAUCUAUCACGACCUCCCGUUUCUAUCUAUCUAUCUAUCUAUCUAUCUAUCUAUCUAUCUGCUUACUGUAA
Messenger RNA from Acanthosepion pharaonis, 675 nucleotides. The record is from the annotation of a GenBank genome assembly. NCBI's taxonomy places the organism in Eukaryota, Metazoa, Mollusca, Cephalopoda, Sepiida, Sepiidae.